Molecule: messenger RNA, 741 nt
Organism: Letharia lupina
Lineage: Eukaryota; Fungi; Ascomycota; Lecanoromycetes; Lecanorales; Parmeliaceae
Exons: 1
Coding region: 1-741 (246 amino acids)
Source: RefSeq, a predicted model, not a curated record
AUGCCUCUCUACCGCAUCAAGGGAAAAAUUACCAAGGGUUCGCGCCUUGCUAAGCGUGAGAGGUCCGCUAAGCAUAAGCAUGACCAGGUAGCGAACAGGGGUGAGCACCAUCGAAAGAUGUACAAUUCUAAGGGGAAUAGACCCGCUGAUUUUGCGCGUUCGCUAGGUACUCACCUUCGCGAUCGGCGCCUCCAGCUCCAUAAUUACAAUAUGCGGCAGAACCGCCGCUGGCUCACAGCCAAGAUACACACCGAAGACGACGAUGACAUCCCCGAACAUGCGCGCUGGCCGCUCUUGCAGCACUGGACCAAGACCGAGCACCACCAGCAGAACCCCAAGAUUUCUGACGGUCUGGCGCUCACCGACGACGUCAAAUCUGCGCUGGCUUUGCUGACGGACGAGCGCGCUGUGGCUGCUGCCCAGCAAGGAAACCCGGAGCGUGUGGCAGAUUGGUGGGUGCAGCCCGAGAUCAAGAGCAAAAGAAAGGACAGCAAGAAGAAGAAGAAGGGCAAAAAUGCCAAGGAGCAAGGGGCUACGGCCGGUCAGGGAGUCAGUGUUGAGGGGUUUCAGGACGAUUUUGGGGCAUUGGCAUUGGGCAAGGACGGGGAUAUAGAGGAGAAGAUGAAGAGGGAAGAGGGCGGUGUUUCGUUAGAGGAGGAGUUUGAGGGGUUCGAAUCCCCAGUCAUGAUGUCUCCGGCGGGGUCUGUGAUCGGCGAGGGACAGGAAGAGGAAGAGGAUUGA